AGGAAGUGUGAACCACUCUUUCCACCAUCCGCCCCCAGAUCGGCUCUGCAUCACACCACCUCAAACUGGCAGAUAGAUCCUCUCUCUGUCCCUCCCCCCUCCGGGGGACAAGUCCGCGGUGGAAGGAACGAAGCUACCGUUUGAGUUGCAUCUGAUUUCUCAUCCGGCGGACCGGAUGCGAGAAGCGAGCUCGACCCCGACGUGCUCCGCUCCCCGGCCGGGGCCGGUAGCUUGCGACCACGGCUGGCCCAAACAGUCGAGGUGACUCGGCAUGGCUGACCGGAGCUGCGAGCUCAGUGUUGGCUGCAACUAAUUUACACCAAAUGAGACUUUAGCUUCCCUGUUUUUUUAGGUGUAAAAUAUGCAUGUCUUCUUUUUUUUUUUAAUGAAAUGAAAUACGUCAGAGGAAUGUCCUUACCGAUGGAGCAGUGAAUAAUGGCAGCGAAAGAGGAACUCUACGCCAAAGUGACCCCGCGGAGACAGCGCCAGACCCGCGCAGGCACCGUCAAACAUGGGUCAACUCUGGACGUGCUGCUGUCCAUGGGCUUCCCUAAAACCAGGGCCUUGAAAGCUUUGGUUUCGACAGGAGGGAAAAACGUCCAGGCAGCUUGCGACUGGCUCUUUUCGCAUGUGGACGACCCUUUCCUGGAUGACCCUCUGCCCAGGGAAUAUGUGUUGUACCUGCGACCCAGUGGUCCACUGCUGCAGCAGCUCUCGGUUUUCUGGCAGCAAUCUCGCCUCUCGUGCGGCAAAAACAAGGCACACAACAUCUUUCCCCACAUCACCCUCUGCCAGUUUUUCAUGUGUGCCGAUGCAAAGGUGGAGGCUCUGUCAGAUGCCCUCCAAACCUGUGUGGCAAAGUGGAAAGGUCAUAUACCCAUGCCCCUUCCACUGGAGCUGUACACUUCCUCCACCUUUAUUGGGCUCUUUGUGGAGGAGCAAGUGGCGGAGGUGCUGAAGAGUUUUGCGGCCGAUUUUGCAAAAGAAGCGGAAACUAAAGCAGAUGUGCACGUUGAGCACCAUAAGAAGCAACUCCAUGUCACAUUGGCAUACCACUUCCAAGCCAGCCAUCUUCCAGUCUUGGAAAAGUUGGCCAAAAACGUGGAUGUGUCAUCAGGCUGCGACUGGCUGGCUGUGCUCUUCUCCCGGGAUAUUCGCUUUGCUAAUCAUGAGACACUGCAAGUCAUGUAUCCCUAUGCGCCUCAAAAUGAUGACGAGCUUGAACUGGUGCCUGGAGACUUCAUCUUCAUGUCACCUAUGGAGCAAAGUAGUGCCAGUGAGGGCUGGGUGUACGGGACGUCCCUAGGCACGGGGCUGUCCGGCCUGCUGCCUGAAAACUACGUCAACCGCGCCGAUGAGUCUGACACCUGGGUUGUUCAUGGGUCUCAUUCUGUUCUCAACUACCCCUCCUCGUCCACCGCUGGCACCACACUAGGCGGGUUACUGUUUGAUGAACAGCACACCGAGAGUCUCCUUGACAGUCUGGUGGAUCCUCCCAACCUCGGUAGCCUCGGUCCUCCCGUGCAGGUGACACGGACACCCGGUCAGUCCUCUUUGUCCAAGAUGAGAUUGUUUGUGUGUCGACAUGGGGAGAGGAUGGAUGUUGUGUUUGGGAAACACUGGGUAACUCAGUGCUUUGACGCCAAAGGCAGAUACAUUCGCUCAAAUCUCAACAUGCCAUCCAGCCUGCCACCCAGGAGCGGCGGUCAUAGGGAUUAUGAUAAAGAUUGUCCAAUUACUGUGUUUGGCUCCUCGCAAGCCCGUCUUGUAGGUGAAGCCUUGUUGGAAAGCCACACCACAAUAGACUUUGUUUAUUGCUCUCCUUCGCUUCGCUGCGUCCAGACCGCUCAACACAUUGUGCAGGGUCUCCAACAGGAGGGAAAGACCAAAAUCCGUGUGGAGCCUGGACUUUUUGAAUGGACUAAGUGGGUUUCAGGCACCUGUUUACCCACCUGGAUCCCCCCAACAGAGCUGGCUGCUGCUAACUUGAGUGUGGACACAACAUACAGACCUCACGUUCCCGUUAACAAGCUAGUCGUAUCCGAGUCUUAUGACACCUACAUCAGCCGGAGCUUCCAAGUGACUCGAGAAAUCCUAUCAGAGUGCAAAAAUAUAGGAAACAAGGUCUUGAUUGUGGCCCAUGCUUCCUCUCUGGAGGCCUGCACUCGCCAGAUCCAAGGACUCAGCCCACAAAACUCCAAGGACUUUGUGCAAGUAGUGCGAAAGAUUCCCUACUUGGGAUUUUGUGCUUGUGAAGAAAUGGGCGAGACGGGGGUGUGGCAGCUGGUUGACCCCCCCAUCUUGCCUUUGACACAUGGACCCAAUCACAGCUUCAACUGGAGGGAAAUGCUAAUGCCAGACUGAAGAUUACCACACAUUUCCUUUAACGUCGCAAACUGCAAAAUCUAUAUUUAUUUUUUACCCACAGUGCUACCAAAAAAUGAACAAACACGCCUGGCUUCCAUGAACUGCAUCUUGUCAAAAACAUCCUUUUUGGGGGGGCAAAUGUAUUGAUAUGCACAGCUCAGGAAUGUGAUGAUAACAGCAAACUGUAGCUAGACUCAUGUCUUUGUAUUCUCUCACCCAUGUAUACACUGUGACAAGAAUUAUAUGAGAGGCUACAUGAAUACAUUUCAGAAAGUAUUAUUUGACUUGUGGCUACAACUUUGCUGAGGAAGAAGCACAAAAGGAAUGCUUGCAGGGAGGAAAUUAUCAUUGUUUUUAAGGUGGAAACGGGUUGUUUCUUGUAUCUGAUUUUAUUCCAGUAAAUGUCAUACUGUAUCAUU
Hippocampus comes (tiger tail seahorse) is the source of this 2786-nucleotide messenger RNA. RefSeq names its product ubiquitin associated and SH3 domain containing Ba (gene ubash3ba). Lineage: Eukaryota; Metazoa; Chordata; Actinopteri; Syngnathiformes; Syngnathidae. The transcript has 15 exons. Gene Ontology annotation, molecular function: protein binding. Bases 436 to 2364 code for a protein of 642 amino acids. The record is from RefSeq and is a predicted model, not a curated record.